GUCUGCUCGCUUCUACAGUCGGAAGGAAGGUUUCGCUUUCCACUUUCUAGCACUCGGAUGAUUGAUAAGAGGCGUAGAAUCCAUUGCUUUGGUUGCAGGUCGCCCGCCGGUGCUUUUGCAAUUCGGCUUCUGGGAGCGCCCGAUUGUAUGGAAGACGCGAAAAAGGUCUCCUAAUGCUGGUUUCGAUUCCUGGCCAUAAUGGAGGAGCCGGCGGCGGCGGUGCUCAAACGGGCCGUGGAGUUCGAUUCGGCGUCUCGGUUCCAGGAGUCGCUGGUUUGCUACCAGGAAGGGAUCGAUCUCCUGCUGCGGGUGCUUAAAGCUACAAAGGAUGAGACAAAAAAGGCUCAUUACCGAGCAAAAAUCUCAAGUUACAUGAGCAGGGCGGAAGAUAUCAAGAAGUAUAUUGAGAAAGAAAAAGAAGAUGGAAAAUACCACAAACAAAUUAAGAUUGAAGAAAACACAAAAGGUUUUAGCUACGAAAAGCUGUUCCAAGAGUAUCUUAAUGAAACCGUGACAGAAGUUUGGGUUGAGGAUCCUUACAUUAGGAACAUUCACCAGUUGUACAACUUCUUAAGAUUCUGUGAAAUGCUUGUUAAAGGACCAUGUAAAGUGAAGACUAUUCACCUCCUUACCUCUUAUGAUGAAGGCAAUGGAAAGAGGCAGCAGAUGAGUGGUCUACAAGAGAUAGAGCAGUCUCUGAACAAUUAUGGCAUAACACUGGAUGUGUCAUACUCUUCUUCAAUACAUGACCGAGAGAUUAGAUUCAACAAUGGGUGGAUGAUUAAGAUUGGAAGGGGCCUUGAUUAUUUUAAGAAACCACAGGGUAGUUUUUGCCUUGGAUAUUGUGACUUUGAUUUGAGACCCUGUCGUGAAACUACUGUGGAUGUCUUUCAUAUGAAACAUACAAAGAAAACAUGAUUUUAUAUUCUUAACCCAACUAUUUUUACUGGGUUUUUUUAAAGCAUGAGCUAUUUUAUCCAACUAUGCCUACUGUCCAUUUUUCAAAAUAAAUAUUAUUUUUAUUUUAAAUGCAACAGAACGUCUAAUCAAAACUGUGCAAAUCUACAUCAGAAUUUUAUUUUCUGUAAAUUAGCUCCAUCUGGAGCUUUUCAGCUUGGGGUAAGUGAAAAAAAUCAUUGAUCUAAUUUCCUUAUUUGUGGUUCAGCAACAUAUUUUCUUACUUCGUGAACACUGCAUGGAAGAAUGCUUCAAGUGUAACAUGAUUGCUGAGCUUCAUGUACACCAAGAACUAUGCUCUUUGCUUGAAGGACAAUCUCCUCCCUUAUUGUCCAGCCCACCAGUUAAGAUCUGCCUCACCAGCCCUUGUCUCAGGGCCUUUGCCUGAGGUGAGGUGAGUAGUAGCAAUCAGAGACAGGCUUUUUCAGUUGUGGCUCUUCAUUUAUGGAAUAGCCUUCUUGAGGCUCACUUCGCACCUAUGUUGCUUUCUUUAGUUUCUUGUUCACCCAGACUUUAGUUAGGAAACUUAUUUAAAGGUGGUGUUUUUUAAAUUACUUAUGUUUGUAUGGGGGAUGUUUUUUUUAAUGCAGGGCUUUCAUUAACUUUUCUUAAUGUCUUGUUUUUUUUAUUCUGUCAGGAACCUUGGGCAGGUUCCUGGAGAGGCAGCAAAAUGAGAUUCUUUGAAAUAUCCACUAUAGUCAUUUGCACUGUUGAAGAGGCAAGCUACUGUUUAACAUUUAAACUGGAAAAAUACUUGCUUCUUCAUCAUAGUGGUGGUUUAAAAAACAGAAACCAUUUCUGACAGCACUUGCUUUAUCACAGACUGCAGUAGAAAUUUUGGUGUUUCCAGAUUUCCAAUUUUGGAUCUACUGAGCCAAGGCAAGCUGUUAGAAUUUGCCAAAGUUUGAAAAGCCAGCUAAAGAGCUUGGGAACCCUUCAGUGCAAAACUAAGAGCUGCUGAAGAAACAAAAUGGCAGUGUACUGAAGGAAGUUGUGAAUUAGAACAUGCCCAUAUCAUCAUUAAGAUCUGUGGUUCCUUUGGAAGCAGCGAACAAGAUUAUGGCACUUGUCCUAUUGUUACGGCUUUUAAUCUCUAAAAAAGCAACCUUCAAUGAUGGCCUACAUUCUAGAAAACUUCCACAGAAGUAGUUUCUUCUCAACUUAGACCCACAGAAAUAUGUCUGGGCUUCAAGCCAGCAUGCAAAACAAUACUAAACUCGCUGCUCAGAGUCCCUCCUUUAGAGCCACCUCAGAAUACCCACUUGGUGAAAAUACUAGGAGGUACUGAGCAAUCAGCCCAUUUAGAGAGCCAGUGUGGUAUAGUCAUUAAGAGCAGAAUGCUCUAAUCACGAGAACCAGGUUCAAUUCCCAACUGCUCCUCCACAUGAAGCCUGCUGGGUGACCUUGGGCCAGUCCCAGUUCUCUCGGAACUCUGUCAGUCCAUGUGGAGGCAGGAAGUGUCAAACCAGUUCUGAACAUGUCUUGCCAUGAAGAAUCUAUAGGGCCUUCAUAAGUCAGCUGUGACCUGAUGGCACUUUCCACUACAUCAGUCUGUUCCGCUGGUAUGAUACCCUACUGCCAAUCUGCCAAUAAAAGGCUCUUUGCUGGUAAAGGAGGCUCUUGCAGCAGUAGAAUGCUUGGUGCACCAGAGCCAAUUGAACGGACUGGUAGAAUCCAAUUUAUUGACAGUAUCAAAUCUAAUUGAUUAUAGCAGAACCUGAGUUUAACUGGAGACUGUAAGCAAGUGUGUCUGACAAACAGUUUACAGCAGGAUAUAUUUCAUCCACAUGUUGUAUCUUAUUAGGAAGUUCAUAGUACAAUCCCAGGUGGAGUUAUACCCUUCUAAACCAUUGAGUUUAAUGAGCUUAGAAGGUUGUAACUCUACUUAGGAACAGCACUAAUCAGGCCUACUUGGGGGGAAAAACCACAGUAUUCAUCAUGGCUUGUGCCUAGGAAUAUGUUAGGGUUGCAGCCUUACAGUAAAAUUUUGUUUAGUUGUUUCAAUCUAAGCUUAUUGACGACGCAAGUCUGCCUAGGAUGGCACUGUUGCCCAAAUGAGUGAAAAGCUUGUAUGAAAGUUUGUUCUCUUGAAUGUCACUGGCUAUGAAUUUUUAGCAUUGUACCUUUUAUUAUUAUUAUUUUGUAAGCUGCUACAAGAAGCCCACUGCGUUAAUUGGCAUGAUGUUAAAUGAUCGAAAUGAAUAAAACAAAGGGAAAUUGCAAACAGAGAACAUAAUUGUCCCAUUAUGAUGAAUGUGAAACCUGAACUCUUUAACACUUGCUUGGAAAACCUUGAACAGCAUUAAUUAGCUAAUUUUAAAAAAGUAUUAAAUGUAUCAAAAUCAUUUUAAAAUUUUUGUUGCAUCACCAACGUAUUUGUCUUUUUCAGCCAAGUUCUCAAAAACUCCCAUUUGAGAAAGCUUGCUCAUGGCACAGCAGUGAUUCAGAAGUUGCUUAUCAAGGCGGUCACAUUAGCGUUAGCACCUUUUCACAUAACAGAUUCCAUUUUCUGUAUAAUCUGUAAUCUGUACACGUGCUCAGCAAAGCAUUUGCCACGGCCAUAGUUUCGCUUGGACAGAACUUGCUGCCAAUAAGGCUGUCUUUCAGUUUAUCACACAUCAUCAGUGGCAGCCAGUGCUCAGAUACACCGAUAUUGCAUGUUUCAAUUUUGCCGUUCUUUAUGUCCAUAUUUAUCUUGACAUCAAGGCAAGAUUGUUCAUCUGCUAUAUUCAGGCAUGUACUAAUACUGAAUUUGGGUGUUUUGCCAUAGAUCCAGUCCCAGGCUUGCAGUUCCCUCGCUUUAUUACUAAUGCCAGGGAACUCUCCUUCAUUGGCUGGAUUUAUUACAUAGAUACGGUUAUCAGCAUGAUAAUGUGCAGCGUACUGUUCAGCAAUGGCUUCCAGAAGCAUCUCACAAGUUAAAGUAGGGUCCUCUUCCUGGAGGUUUUUCACUAAGGCUGGGAUGCUGGGUGUGGCAUUGCUUUUUAUCCCAUUGUAGGGGCUUUUCAGUACAGAAGACAAAAUGGAUUUGUCAGUAUUACACAGCAAAGUGCAGUGGUGGUAAGCUGCAGUCCUUCCCAGCUUCGCAGCAGUGCCUGAGAUUUUAAAAACCCCAUUUAACAAGAGGUCACAUCUUGCAGUCGCUUGUACAUCUAAUUGUGGCCGCAGGGCUUUUAAAGCUGUGACAACCAGUCUUAAAUUGUCCAUUCUUUCAUACUUUUUCCUAGUUGUAAAGAAAGUCAAGUUGAUAUUGCCUAUAUCAUGGUAAACUGUUCCUCCUCCACUUCUUCUUCUGGCUAGUUUUAUUCCCUUCUGUCGCAUCAUUUUAAGAUUACAUUCCUGCCAAGGAUUCUGGUGUCUGCCAAUCACCACAGCAGAAGAAUUUCUCCACAGGAAAAGGAUGUGUUGGUUCUCCAAGUCCAGGGUAUCAUGGAUCCAGUCUUCAAAAGCCAAAUUUUGGUACACAUCCUGGGAAAGAGACUGAAAGAUCACUCCUCCUUUUGGCACCCAUUGGAAACCAGCAGUUGGAAUCUUGAGAACAUAGUGUAACUGGGAACACUUUUUCAGGGACGACCGGAUUAUCAUGUUUCAGAAUGAUAAAAUUAUUAAACAUCAAUGGAGGAGGCAGAUUCAGCACAGUCCACUACUUUGGUACAAAUGUAUCAAUUCAAGUAGCCGUAACAGUGUAGAUUUUCUCUUGCUUAGAUGGUUUGAAAACAAUUCUGUUACAUCAGAUGAUGAUAAUAUUUCUUCUGACAAGCAGAUACAAUCUAAUAAUGAUGCAGAAAUUAUAUGUUUUACUUGUAGAUAACCUGGGGAAGAGAAUAUAGUAUUAAUUGGUUAUUCCAAAACAAUCUGAAAUAUAAAAUGACUGGUUGUGUAAUUAGUAGCUAUUUUUUUAAAAACCUAUGCCUUAGGGGAAAAGGGGUGUAUUCAUAUGUGUAAAUGUAACAUGGAGAGGGAAAAGAAAACCCUGUAUAUUAAAUUGUACCUCUUGGUGGCAGCAAA
Sphaerodactylus townsendi is the source of this 4965-nucleotide messenger RNA. RefSeq names its product microtubule interacting and trafficking domain containing 1 (gene MITD1). NCBI's taxonomy places the organism in Eukaryota, Metazoa, Chordata, Lepidosauria, Squamata, Sphaerodactylidae. Gene Ontology annotation, biological process: midbody abscission. The record is from RefSeq and is a predicted model, not a curated record. The transcript is spliced from 7 exons. Bases 199 to 918 code for a protein of 239 amino acids. Gene Ontology annotation, cellular component: midbody.